This is a messenger RNA of Drosophila suzukii, 854 nucleotides long. Lineage: Eukaryota; Metazoa; Arthropoda; Insecta; Diptera; Drosophilidae. The record is from RefSeq and is a predicted model, not a curated record.
CUACGCCCAGCACUGCCAGAAACAGUAUCAGUCAGCGGGCUCAGUAUCAGUAUCAUCUCAGCAACCGAUGGGCACACCAACCAGCCAGAAGCGCACUCAUCAGGCGGGACGAAUGGCCGCCAAGGAGAAUUGCCCGGCACGCUUGGGACAGCGCUCAGCAAGAACUACCCGGCACCGCAGCCACCGCUGCCAGCGCGCAGGCAGGUGGCCACCAAUGAUCUCACCAACGGAGGUGGAGGAGCCGGAAAGGCCACUCCUCUGGCCCAGCGUCGCCAGCUGCCGCCCACGCCCAAGCUGAGCCUCAAGCAGCGCAACAAUGGGUGCACCCACAACGGAGAGGGAGCAGGCUCCUCGACGGGCUCCAGUGAUUCCCAUGACUCUCCGCGCCUCAAGAAGGCCUUCUCGAAUAAGUUCCCCCAAGGGUUGCCCUUCGAGGAGGAGUUCUACGGACGCAAUCGCUCCUACUCGCAGUCCUCGAGCAACUACAGUUUCUACAGUUCCGUGGGCGCGCCCACCACUCCCCACGAUGAAGAUGAUGACGGCGAUCUGGAUGACAAGGUCCACCGUGAUGAGGAUGAUGAGUUCCAGCGCAAGCCGUCCACCGAUGAGUCGCUCUAUGUGGACUUUUCGAAACUAGUGCAGACCCACCAGCAGCGGCAGUAUGUGCGGCCAGCUCCUGGAUACGAGCGUCUCCAGAUGAGUGCGAACUGCUCCGGAGCAAGCCAACUAGUCAGCUGACACCAGCCCAGCAGCGGAGGAAGAACAGCAAGUAUGCGCGAUCGAUGCAUGAGUAUCUGUACAGCGAUGAGCCUGGCCAGACGAGGAUCAAGCACCGAUUGUCCGUGGUAGAUGAA